AUGAAAGUGGACUCCAAAGUAGCUAGGGUAGGCUGGUUCGUUGGAAUCGUGGCAAUCAAAAAGUUGCAGCUCAAGCUCAGUCCAGAUACCAGAAACGCUUUCCCGGGAACUCUGGAAUAUGCAGCUGCUCAGUUUGCCAAGUCACCAACGACAGCCCAGAAUGGAGUUUUUAGCGUCAGGACGGUGAGGGCGAGGGACUGGACGGCUCAAAAGCCAAAAGCCUCGGAAUGGCUCGAGAUGCGGGUUCGGUUCCGUGACGAUCGGGAAUCUCAGGACCCGGGCUUGACGGGUUUGACGAGGAAGCAGGUUCGAUUGGUCCGCCUGGCCCGGCUCAACCUCUUAGGACCCCCUCCCACGGACAGGCACAGCCGAGAGAACCAAGCAUCUUUGAUGAUGAUCAUGGCCCGGCCGAAGUUGGGGUCAAAGCUCGGCAAGAGAUCCAAGACAGAAGGCAGCAUGGAAAGAUGGAAAAUCAAACCUAACGUUUGA
Sodiomyces alkalinus F11 is the source of this 489-nucleotide messenger RNA. RefSeq lists its product as hypothetical. NCBI's taxonomy places the organism in Eukaryota, Fungi, Ascomycota, Sordariomycetes, Glomerellales, Plectosphaerellaceae. The transcript is spliced from 5 exons. The record is from RefSeq and is a predicted model, not a curated record. The coding region runs from base 1 to 489 and encodes 162 amino acids.